AUGGGCCAGGUGCUGUUCUGCGUGCUGGGAGAGCUCCUGGGGUCUGCCAAGCGCCUGAACGUGAACUACCAGGAUGCGGACGGCGGCCACUACGACGUGUCGGAGAUGCUGCUCCAGCACCAGUCCAACCCCUGCCUCAUCAACAAGGCGAAGAAAACCCCCCUGGACCUGGCCUGUGAGUUUGGGCGAUUGAAGGUGGCCCAGCUGCUGUUGAACAGCCAUCUGUGCGUUGCCCUCCUGGAGGGACAAUCCAAGGAUGCCACCGACCCCAACUACACCACCCCGCUGCACCUGGCAGCCAAGAACGGGCACAAGGAAAUCAUCAGGCAGCUGCUGAAGGCCGGGAUCGAGAUCAACAAGCAGACAAAGACGGGCACAGCCCUGCACGAGGCUGCGCUCUAUGGCAAAACAGAAGUGGUGCGGUUGCUGCUGGAGGGCGGCGUCGACGUGAAUAUCAGGAACACAUACAACCAGACGGCGCUGGACAUCGUGAACCAAUUCACCACCUCUCACGCCAGCAAGGACAUCAAGCAGCUGCUGAGAGAGGCAUCAGGAAUCCUGAAGGUCCGAGCUUUGAAGGAUUUUUGGAACCUCCACGACCCGACUGCUCUCAACGUCCGGGCAGGAGAUGUCAUCACGGUGCUGGAGCAGCAUCCGGAUGGACGAUGGAAGGGGCACAUCCAUGAUGCUCAGAAAGGCACUGAUCGGGUUGGGUACUUCCCCCCCUCCAUCGCCGAAGUCAUCAGCAAGCGAACAGGCAUGGUUGUCCCCCGUGUGGCGCCCGUGCACCAGCGCCAGGGUCCCCCCGGGGCCCUCCCGGCCCCCCCCAGCGGGUUGCAGCAGCUCCCCGACGAGUGUCCUCACCAGGCAGCCCUGAACGUCCCAGCGGCCUAUGGCCACCUCACCCUAACCCGGACGGCCCCAGGCCCUGACAGCUCAGCAGGAGACAGGAACAGUGUGGGCAGCGAGGGCAGCAUUGGCAGCAUCCGCAGUGCCGGCAGCGGCCAGAGCACCGAGGGCACCAACGGGCAGAGCACCAGCAUCCUCAUCGAGAACGCCAGGCCGCUGCCCUCCGCUGGCGACGACCUCCAGCAACACCUUCUGGGAUCGGAGCCACACAAUGGGCAGUUGACCUCCACGGCAGGGCCACAGGGCCACCAGACCCCGGGCAGCUGCCCCCCUGGAGACAGGGUCUUUUCCCACCAGUUCUUGCGGCCUGAGCAGCUCCUUGAGGGGAAGGAUCUGACAGCCAUUGGCGUGACCAAACCAGGCCACAGGAAGAAGAUCUCCACCGAGAUCGGGCAGCUCAGCAUUGCUGAGUGGCUGCCCAACUACAUCCCGGAUGACCUGAUGGACUGGCUCAGUGCCAUCGGGUUGCCCCAGUACCACAAAAAGCUGGUGAACAACGGCUACGACUCCAUCACCAUCGUGACGGACCUGACAUGGGAGGAUCUGCAAGAGAUUGGCAUCAACAAGCUGGGUCACCAGAAGAAGAUCAUGUUAGCUGUCAAGAAGCUCAGAGACCUUCGCAAAAGCCUCAACCAAGCAGAAGCAACUCUGGCAAGACACAAAGUCCCCAGUGCCCUGGAGAUCGUCACCAUUGAGUCACUGGAGAAUGGGGAGUGCCAAUCCCCGCACACCCCCAAAAUGACAACCUUCCAGGACAGUGAGCUUAGCUAUGAGCUCCAGACGGCCAUGACCAACAGCUGCCAUGAGACGCUCAGCAUCAAGAGCAGCCAGGGGAUGUCACGGAGCCAGGAGAGCAUCGGGGUGCGGUCCCGGGGCUCGGGGCACUCGCAGGACAGGCCCAGUCCCGAGCCCUAUGGGAACGGAGGCAGCCCGCUCAAGGAGAGGAACCUGCCCGAAGGCACGGAUCAGUACGCACAGCCAGUGGCUCAGAAAGGUGUCACGACACCGGCGAUCACCCACUGUACUCCUCCCCAGACCCCCAGCAAGGCAACGGCCCCGUACGUCUUCAUGUACCCGCACGUCUCCUUGAAAUCCCCAGCGGUCCCUUCCCUCCUGGGAGUGGAGCAGCCCAAGACCCUGGCACACCCGUACCCCUCCAUCUCCUCCGGACAGAAGAGCAGCCUGCAGAUGUCAGCCCAAAAAGCCUUCUCCUACCUGCACAGCCAGUGUGGCCCCAUGGAGCCGCCCGCCAUGCUGCCCACGGCUGGGGCAGCCACAGAUGUGGACGAUGAGUCAUAUGAUGGUCUUUCUGACGGCGGCAGGGACCCCUUUGAGAGCAGCAAGCCACGGAGACGGACAUUCAGCGAACCCAGCGCUCCCAUGACGGAGGUGGCUGCACAGAGUGGGCAGGAGGAUGCCUGCUCAGACACAGAGGAGGAGGCCGAUGCAGCCGUGCUGGACACAGAGCCUGGUUCCCAGCCGGCAGAGUCUCCCUUCUGUGCUGGGAAGGAGCCAGUGGUGCCCACUGCCGCCAAGGAGCCGCCCAUGCUGGAGUUCAACCUCACAGAGUCGGACACGGUGAAGCGCCGGCCUCGCUUCAGGGAGCGGGAGCCGCUGCAGGCGGUGCUGAAGGCGUUCAGCAUGGCGGCACAGGCUGAGGCGGGGGCCAGCCCUGUGCCCCAGUAUGCCCAGGCCCAAGCAGUGAGCAUUGCGGGCCCCACUGUGCCAGCACCGGCGCCACAGGCCGGGCUGGUCAGGGAUGCGUUUGAUGACGACAGCAUGGAGUUCAGGAUUGCCGAGAUAGAGAAAAGCAUCUUGUCGCUGCAGAAGGGGAUCAAGAAGGCACCAAGCCCCACCAAAGUCCCCAGCUCUGCGGAGCUGCUUGGCACCACCAUGGUGAGGACACCCGCUCCAGCCGCCGAGGUGGUGCCGGAUGUGGUCGGGUCCCUGGCUGGUGCCGGCUCACUGACGCUGGAAGCGGGCAGCAAGGUGUCGGCAAAGCCUUUGGCAGCUGCCCCGGGGGCCACCCUGGCCCAGCAGCGGCUGGAGCAGACCAACUCCACCCUGGCUGUCACGCUGCAGGCGGCCGAGAAGAUCACAGUGGAGGAGGCAGAGAGCCAUCCCAGGGCUGUGCACUCGGCCAAGAACAUCCUGGAAGACAUCAGCAACAUGUUCGAUGACCUGGCUGACCAGCUAGACGCGAUGCUGGACUGA
Molecule: messenger RNA, 3123 nt
Organism: Fulmarus glacialis (Northern fulmar)
Lineage: Eukaryota; Metazoa; Chordata; Aves; Procellariiformes; Procellariidae
Gene: CASKIN2
Product: CASK interacting protein 2
Exons: 22
Coding region: 1-3123 (1040 amino acids)
Molecular function (GO): protein binding
Source: RefSeq, a predicted model, not a curated record